Molecule: messenger RNA, 1020 nt
Organism: Cyprinodon variegatus (sheepshead minnow)
Lineage: Eukaryota; Metazoa; Chordata; Actinopteri; Cyprinodontiformes; Cyprinodontidae
Product: septin-2-like
Exons: 10
Biological process (GO): regulation of exocytosis; cilium assembly; cell division
Cellular component (GO): microtubule cytoskeleton; synaptic vesicle; septin complex
Molecular function (GO): GTP binding; molecular adaptor activity; GTPase activity
Source: RefSeq, a predicted model, not a curated record
AUGGUGAACGUAGCUCUCACUUCCACCCUGCAGUUUCUGUCAGCUCUGAGAGCUUUAAAAGUCGUACGAUGCCGAUUUGAUUUAAAACAUGAAACUUUUCUGUUUGCAGGAGAAUCUGGGCUCGGAAAGUCCACCCUGAUCAACAGCCUCUUCCUGACUGACCUUUACCCUGAGAGAGUCAUCCCGGGGGCCGCAGAGAAGAUCGAGAGGACGGUUCAGAUCGAAGCAUCGACGGUGGAGAUCGAGGAGAGAGGAGUGAAGCUCCGUCUCACGGUUGUAGACACUCCAGGAUACGGAGACGCCAUCAACAGCCAGGACUGUUUCAGCACCAUCAUCGCCUACAUCGACGACCAGUUCGAGCGCUACCUCCACGAUGAAAGUGGCCUCAACCGCAGACACAUAGUGGACAACAGGGUCCACUGCUGCUUCUACUUCAUCUCCCCUCUGGGCCACGGCCUCAAACCUUUGGACGUCCAGUUCAUGAAGGCCAUCCACAACAAGGUGAACGUGGUUCCGGUCAUCGCCAAGGCCGACACGCUCACCCUCAGGGAGAGGGAGAGGCUGAAGCGCAGGAUCCUGGACGAGAUUGACGAGCACGGCAUCAAGAUCUACCACCUUCCCGACGCCGAGUCUGACGAGGACGAAGAUUUUAAAGAGCAGACCAGAAUCCUCAAGGCCAGCAUCCCGUUCGCCGUGGUCGGGUCCAACCAGCAGAUCGAGGCCAAGGGGAAGAAGGUCAGGGGGCGCCUGUACCCGUGGGGGGUGGUGGAAGUGGAGAACCCGGAGCACAACGACUUCCUGAAGCUGAGAACCAUGCUGAUAACACACAUGCAGGACCUGCAGGAAGUGACCCAGGACCUGCACUAUGAGAACUUCCGCUCGGAUCGCCUCAAACGGGGCGGCAGGUUGUCUUCACAUGGUUACGUUCUGCCUCUGUCUCCUGCGAAGGGACCGGAGCCGGAGGAAAUGGACAAGGACAUGAUUCUGCAGGAGAAGGAGGCUGAGCUGAGGAGGAUGCAG